GCAAUGUGCAUGUAAUUGUGAUGGACGCUGUAUGAGAGAGGAAUAACAUCGUGGGAGAGACAAAAAGGUGGGAUCAGCCAGUGGCGGCUUCCUGCAUGCAUGAUUAAUUUGCAGUCUGGACGAGGAGGGGUGAACAUCUCAUGCACUGACUGCAGCUGGGAGGGACUCGUCCGCCUGUGAGUGCUUUGGGACAGGAGUGGGGCCCACAGCAGCACCCGCUGCUCAUUGAGAAGAGUAAGAACGAUAUGUGCUUUCACGUCAGUCUCCAAAAGGCUCCGAUAACACCAGAAAAUGUCGCUAGAUUUGUCGCUCGUCGCUUUUUUGAAAAUGUGUCGCUAGAGGGGUCUGAAUACUCCCUAAAUAUAGCGACAAAGUAGCUAAGUUGGCAACACUGGUGCUGGGGGCAUAGACCAACUGAAACUGAAGUCCCGGGAAUUAAGGCUGCUGAUAGGCUGAACGAGAAUUGAUGGUCUUCUGAAUAGAAGACUAAGCUUCCAGACUAGAGGUAACCCUAAAGGAUGGCUAGAAUCAGCUGACUGAACAACAGGGGCUUCAAAGAUAGGUGUUGCUCCUAACCCAAGGAAGAAGGCUUGGCAUCAGAACAAGCUGUACUAUCAGAGGGACACUCAAGUGGGCCAAGGCUCCUUUCAGGGCAAAGUAGUACUAUUCUCUGAUUCAUUACGGGACUUAAUAGAGACGGGUGCAUAAGGACUCUGCAGACAUGGCAGAGUUAGAGACAGAGUGCAUCACGCUAGGACUUGACACGCUGCAUGCAUCAGAGUGUGGCUCACCGCCACUGGAUCCACUUCGGCCUGAGUGCACCUCACCAACCCUCCACCUGCUCUCGUCUGACUGCAGCACGCUUGGCACGCUGGCAGCAGAGAUUGCAGAGCCCAUGGUCAUGCUGCCUUGUGUGAAGACUGAGCCUGCAGACGACCUGGACCCCAUCCACACCGUGGACCUAUCAGAGAUCCAGCCAUUGAGCACAGCGGAGCUGGGCCACGAACAGAUCAAGAUGGAGAUCAGUGGGUUGGACUACAUCAAGUCUGAGCACCACGUCCAUGACCUCCACUGCUUCCACAGCUCUGAGUACGAGAGCGACUCGUAUUGUAUGAAGUCUCACUACGAGCCCAGCCUGGUGUUUGACUACAUCACCCACGUGUCCGACAGCCUGGACUACAUCAGGUCGGAACAGCAUGCCGACCUACAGUGUUAUUACACCACCGAGCUCGGGGCCAUCAAGACUGAGUACGAGCCCAACCUGAUGUCCAACCACAUCAAGACAGAGAUGAGCCUGGAGUCCAUCCACAUGGCCGAGCUCCGGACCGAGCUAAACAAGCUCAGCCAUGACGGGGUCAUGGAAGGCCAUAGACUGGACAACGAGUUCCCUGGCGCAGGAGGCCUCUACGAGCUGCAGUCCACCCAUGCUGGGAAAGGCCCAGGCCACACAAGCCCGAAAGGGCAUAGCACAACCCCACGCAAACCUCGUAACCUCAGUGGUGAGAAGCCUUUCUCUUGCACCCAGUGUGGGAAGAAUUUCAGCACUCUGGGGAACCUCAAAACACACCAGCGUAUUCAUACAGGAGAGAGGCCAUAUACCUGCUCGCAGUGCGGCAAGAGUUUCGGCCAGGCAGGGAACCUGAAGAGGCACCAGCUCAUUCACACUGGUCAGAAACCCUACGUCUGUGCCCACUGCCCCAAGGGCUUCACCAAAGCAGAUGACCUCCGCUCACACCAGCGUCUACACACCGGUGAGAAGCCCUUCUGUUGCCUUCAGUGUGGGAAGAGCUUCAGUCAGUCCAAGGAGCUCAAAGCCCACCAGCUAAGCCACACCGGAGAGAGGCCUUUCUGCUGCCAGCACUGUGGGAAGAGCUUCACCAAGGAAAUGAGCUACCACAACCACCUGCAGAUUCAUACUGGCGAGAAACCGUACUGCUGCUCUCAGUGCGGUAAGACAUUCAGCAACUCGGGGGUCCUCAAAACACACGAGAAGAUACAUUCCGGGGUGAGGCCAUUCGGCUGCACACAGUGCGGUAAGAGCUUUGGCCGUUUGGGACAUCUAAAAGCACACCAGCAAAUCCACACUGGGGAGCGACCUUUCGCCUGCCUCCAGUGUGGGAAGAACUUCAGCCAGUCAGGCCAUCUCAAAGCACAUGAGCAAAUUCACAAAAGAGAGAGAUCAGACAUGAGCAGCUCCAGCAGCAGUGGUGGUAGCAGCAGCCGCAGUACUGAUAGUAGCUAAAUACCUUUAACCUCUUCAAAGUAUUAUUCCUUUUUUUAAAUAUAAAUACUAUAUAUAUGUUUUUCCUUACACUUUUCUUACGUUUUUCAUACAUUUUGUGCUUAUUGUGUUAUGUUCUUUGGGGGUCAACUUGACUGAUUUGCUAUUAUGCAAAUGUCUAUGUUGGGAUCAGUGAAGUUACUGAGGGACUUAUAGAAAACUUUGUAUCUUGUCUGAUCUGUGUUGUAGUGAGUGCCAUUCCAGUUUCUUUCCUCCAGAAAAAUCACUCAUUGUGUACAACCUUAUUGAUAACAUGUAAUUCCUAAACCAUGUACUGGAAUUCAUUAUUAAAGAAACUAAUGCAAC
Messenger RNA from Oncorhynchus gorbuscha (pink salmon), 2587 nucleotides. Its product is annotated as gastrula zinc finger protein XlCGF57.1-like. The transcript has 3 exons. Gene Ontology annotation, cellular component: nucleus. Gene Ontology annotation, molecular function: RNA polymerase II transcription regulatory region sequence-specific DNA binding; DNA-binding transcription factor activity, RNA polymerase II-specific. The coding region runs from base 722 to 2242 and encodes 506 amino acids. The record is from RefSeq and is a predicted model, not a curated record. Gene Ontology annotation, biological process: regulation of transcription by RNA polymerase II. NCBI's taxonomy places the organism in Eukaryota, Metazoa, Chordata, Actinopteri, Salmoniformes, Salmonidae.